AUGCUCGCAAUCGUUGGGGGAGCGAAUCUCAUCCAGUCACCCGACUUGAGCAUUAUGCUGUCGAAUAUGUCUUUUCUCUCCCCUGAUGGACGUUGCUACAGUUUCGACGAACGUGGCAACGGAUAUGCGCGCGGUGAAGGGGUGGCCACUUUGCUGCUGAAACCUCUCUCGCGCGCAAUAGAGAACGGAGACCCCAUCAGGGCUUUAGUACGGGCUGUGGGCAUCAAUCAAGACGGACACACCAAGGGAGGACUGACUCAACCAAACAUGAAGAUGCAAGCCGUCCUGAUCAACGAAACAUAUCGGAAAGCCGGUCUCACUAAGGCAAAUACGCGAUAUUUCGAGGCACAUGGUACGGACGAUAUUCCCAUGAGCGAGUGCAUACUACAUGACUGA
This is a messenger RNA of Didymosphaeria variabile, 396 nucleotides long. RefSeq lists its product as uncharacterized. The record is from RefSeq and is a predicted model, not a curated record. Gene Ontology annotation, molecular function: fatty acid synthase activity. The transcript has 2 exons. NCBI's taxonomy places the organism in Eukaryota, Fungi, Ascomycota, Dothideomycetes, Pleosporales, Didymosphaeriaceae. Bases 1 to 396 code for a protein of 131 amino acids. Gene Ontology annotation, biological process: secondary metabolite biosynthetic process; fatty acid biosynthetic process.